Messenger RNA from Fraxinus pennsylvanica, 1860 nucleotides. The record is from the annotation of a GenBank genome assembly. Lineage: Eukaryota; Viridiplantae; Streptophyta; Magnoliopsida; Lamiales; Oleaceae.
AUGAAGUUCAUGAAACUCGGAUCUCGCCCUGAUACUUUCUAUACUACCGACGCUGUGAGUUCUGUGUCAUCUGAGGUUUCCAGUGAUCUUAUAAUUCAAGUGAAGGGAAGCAGAUAUUUACUUCACAAGUUUCCCCUGCUGUCCAAGUGCCUGUGCCUGCAGAGACUAUGUUCAGGAAGCCCUGAAUCCUCACAGAACCAAAUAGUCCAACUCCCUGAUUUUCCUGGUGGAGUGGAAGCAUUUGAGCUAUGUGCGAAAUUCUGCUAUGGAAUCAUUAUUACUCUCAGUGCCUACAACAUCGUAUUGGUUCGAUGUGCUGCAGAAUACCUUCAAAUGACAGAGGAUGUUGAGAAGGGUAAUUUAAUUUACAAGAUUGAAGUUUUCUUCAAUUCUUGCAUACUUCAUGGAUGGAGGGACUCUAUUGUAACUUUACAAAGUACCAAAUCUUCCCCAUUGUGGUCUGAGGAUCUUGGGAUAACAAGUCGAUGUAUUGAAGCCAUUGCUUCAAAAGUUUCAUCCCAUCCCUCGAAGGUGAGUUUAUCGCAUAGUUAUUCGAGAAGAUGUAGAGAUGAUGUGUCCUGGAAUGGAUCAGAGAGCCAGAGGGAUAAAAAUACAAGUAAAGGCUGGUGGGCAGAAGAUUUAGCUGAAUUGAGGAUAGAUCUUUAUUGGAGAACAGUGAUUGCCCUGAAAUCAGGUGGGAAGGUCCCCUCGAAUCUCAUUGGAGAGGCGUUGCGAAUUUAUGCAUCACGUUGGCUACCGAACAUAUCAAAGUACUUGCAUAUUGAGAAACAAGCAGAAUCUGAUCACGAGUUGGGCUCCAAGGGGGAGGUGACUUCAAAACACCGGCUGUUGUUGGAGUCGAUUGUUAGUUUACUGCCACCAGAGAAAGGCUCAGCUUCGUGCAGUUUUCUUUCGAAAUUGUUGAAGGCAGCCAAUAUACUAAAAGCAUCAUCCUCUUCAAAGAUGGAAUUGGCAAGAAGGGUUGCAGUUCAAUUGGAAGAAGCCACGGUUGGAGAUUUGUUAAUCCCAUCUUUAUCGAACACAAAUGGCAUUAUUUAUGAUGUAGAUCUUGUUAUGACCAUAUUCGAGCAAUUUAUGUUACAAGGGCAAAGUCCCCCAACAAGUCCUCCGAGAUGCAAAGGAGACUUUGAAAGGAGAAGGUCUCGUUCAGCGGAAAAUGUUGAACUGGAGUUUCAAGAAAGCAGGAGAUCAUCUUCUGCAUCACAUAGUUCCAAACUGAAGAUAGCAAAGCUUGUGGAUGGAUUUCUCCAAGAGAUAGCACGCGACAAAAAUUUACCUUUGUCGAAGUUCAUUGCCAUUGCAGAAGCAGUUCCAGAAUUCGCAAGGCUCGACCAUGAUGACCUCUACAAAGCUAUUGACAUCUAUCUAAAGGGACAUCCAGAACUCAAUAAGAGUGAAAGGAAACGCCUGUGCCGAAUAUUAGACUGCAAAAAGUUAUCCAUGGAAGCUUGUAUGCAUGCUGCACAGAAUGAGAUGCUCCCACUAAGAGUGGUGGUGCAAGUUCUCUUCUUCGAGCAAGCACGUGCUGCAAUGGCUGGCGGUCAACUGAUUGAGCUUCCGAGCAAUAUCUCAGAGCUUUUUUCUGCUCAUAAUAACCCAUCAAAGAUUAAAGCUUCUUUUAGAAGCAACGUAUCCGUGGCACCAGAAGACAAAUGGAGUAUGGCCGGGCUCAAAUCACCAAAGUCGGACCUUUCGAGCCUUAAUAUGAGGCUGGCUGAAGAUGAUGACUUACACAAAAAAAUUUCCAAAGUGAUGGAAAAAUCUUCCAAACCCAACAGAUCUAAAAGUAUGUUCAGUAAGCUGUGGUCCAUCAACAGAAAUGAAAGUGAAAAGAAUUGA